AUGACUGCUCAGCUGCUCCGUACGGCUGUACAGAAGAAGAUCAAGCGUGCUCCAACCGACUCCGAAGUGGCCGACUACCUGAACCAGAAGCUUGACGGCGCCUUCGAGACAUACUACGCCGACACCCGCAACAUGUGGACAAGAGUGCGACAAGCGACCGGCCACCUCGUCAAGACCGACAAGCUCGAUGUGAAGUGGACGUGGACCAACGACAAGAUCCAACUGCUCGUGCUCGGAUGUGGCGUCACCAAGAAGACGUGUGAAAGGAUGCUCAAGCGCGCCGUCCAUCAAGCUCAGCUCGUUCACCUCACCGCCAAGAAGAGCCAGGGCAAGGUCUACAACAUCACCGCCCACCAGCCCGUCUCCAACUACUUCCUGCGUGACGGACGCUAUAUCCGCUUUGCGGACUGGCGCUUCGUUCACCGUGCAAGACUCGACGUCGUUCCACUAAAUGGCUGCAACCGUGCCCGUGAUCAAAAAGACAAGCGCUGCCGAAGAUGUGGCUACCAACUCGAGAGUGUCGCCCACGUCCUGUGUCAUUGCCCUGCUCACGCCCACGCCAUCACCCUGCGCCACAACGCCGUCCUCGACCGCCUCGUCAACGCCAUCAAGCUGCCCGCGACCACCACGAAAUAUGUCAAUGUCAAGAUCCCCGGCACUGAUGGUCAACUACGUCCCGAUCUCGCCCUCGUCGACCAUGUGAAGAAGCGUGUGACGAUCGUGGACGUGACCAUGCCGUUCGAGAACCACGACCUGAGCGUCUUCGCUGCCGCACGUGCCGAGAAGCUCCGCAAGUACGCCGACAUCUUCAACAAGUUCAACGCGGAUGGCUACGACACGUUCCUGGACGCCUUCAUCGUCGGGCCACUCGGCGGAUGGGACCAAGAAAACGACAACGUGCUGCGCCGACUCGCCGUCUCCGUCAAGUACGCCGCGCUGAUGAAGAAGUUGAUGGUCGCCGAUGCGCUGAAGUGCACCCAACACGACAUUACGCUGCGGUGUCGCGACGGCGUGGUGACGGCUUCUCGGCAGGCCCUCUACUACUCGUCCGUCUAUUUUCGCAGGCGCCUGAUGGAACCGGAUGUGGGGGAUGAACUGCACGAAAGCUCACCGUGUAUCAUCGUCAAGCAGGCGCUGGCGUUCAUGCUGACGACGACAUUCGCCCACCCGGGCGACAUGACCGUCGACCACGCCGAGGAGUUGAUCAACAUCAGCCUCAUCUACCAGCCGAUCCGCCGAAAUGCCCUCGUCACCGCCAUCGAGCGCCACCUCUUUGGCCAGUUGGACAAGGCAAAAGACAACCUGCCGCUCCUCCUCCAAUACUUCCUGCUCGGCUACAAGUGGCGCCUCGAGCGAUUGCCCACGGCGUGUAGUACCCUGAUCUUCAUGCAUCACCAGGGCGACUACGUGGCAAACUAUGCACACGCUACCGCCACCACGCCCAUCAGCCGCACCCACCAGGAACUGCUCGACCAGCUGCACGCGCCGCGUAACCCGUUCCGCAUGGCACCGCAUAGCAAACUCGUCGAGCUGUUCCCGUACGCGCAACCGUGCGCGACGGCGUGCUCGUUAUCGUCGAGCAGCACCACUUCCUCCGCCACGGGCAACAAGCCGACGAGCCGCAAGAAGCGCCCGCGCAGCCUCAAGGUGAGCCGCAGUGCCGCCGACCGCAUGAGCAAGGCUUUGCGCGAGUCGGACGGGCCCAAGUCGCCGAAACCCGAGGGGGCCAGCUCGGCCAACGUGUCCACCUGCUCGCUGCCGCCGCCUGAUGCCCCGGCGACGCCAGCUGGUGCGGGCAGCGGUCUCGAGAAUCUGCCGCCGCCGACGAUGGACGGGUUCAAGCCGUCCACCGAUGCUCCGCCCCCAUCGGCCAAUCCGUCGUCGGGCAACUCGUCGCCGGCCCUG
This is a messenger RNA of Mesorhabditis spiculigera, 1905 nucleotides long. Lineage: Eukaryota; Metazoa; Nematoda; Chromadorea; Rhabditida; Rhabditidae. The record is from the annotation of a GenBank genome assembly.